AUGAAUUUGAGUAUGGAGAACGUCUCUUCACACAAACAUUUCACUCUCAAUGGCUUCAAUGAAAUCGGAGUUCUGAGGCCCGUCCUCUUCAUCCCAUUCUUCAUCAUGUUUGUUGUGUCACUGUCGGCCAACUCCAUGCUGCUUUAUAUCAUCAUUUCACAGAGAAGCCUCCACUCGCCAAUGUACAUCCUCAUUGCUGGCAUGGCAUGUGUGGACCUGAGCUCCCCACUGGUCAUUGUUCCCAACAUGCUGCUGAGCUUCCUGUUUGGCUGGAGGGGAAUCUCUCUGAUUAGCUGCCUGGUUCAGAUGCUCUUCAUUCAGUUUUCAGGGGCUUUUCAGUCCACAUUGUUGGUGUGGAUGGCACUGGACCGCUACUUUGCCAUCUGUUCGCCACUCUGCUACCAUGAACGCAUGGCAAUACCACGAUUCCUCAAAUUCGUAAUUCCACUUCUUAUUAGAAACAUCUUCCUGAAUACACUUGUGGUGAGUCUGGCAGGAUCAUUGUCAUUCUGCUCUUCAAAUGUGAUAAAUCACUGUUUCUGUGAGCACAUGGCCUUAGUGGAGCUGGCCUGUGAAAGCACCGCCAAAAACAACCUGUUUGGGCUUUUGGGUGUCUUCCUCACCCCUGUAGCAGACUUCAUCUUCAUCAGUUCUUCCUAUGUGGUCAUAUUUACCUCUGUGCUGAGUUCCGGUAAGUCGGGUGUUAAAGCGCUCCACACUUGCGUCACUCACAUUGUGGUAAUGACCAUCAGCCUGACCUUUGCACUUGUUGCUUUACUGUCAUAUCGAAUCAGAAACAGUCUUCCUGCUGCUGUACGGGUUUUCUUUAGUAUCAUGUAUGUGUUGUUCCCGAGCUGUUUCAACCCAAUCAUCUACGGCAUGAGAACCACUGAGAUUCGACAGCACAUCAUGAAGACCAUGACAUCCUGUCGCUUCGUGCGAACUGUUCCCCAUUCUUACAAAAACUAUUAA
This is a messenger RNA of Epinephelus fuscoguttatus (brown-marbled grouper), 972 nucleotides long. RefSeq names its product olfactory receptor 52K1-like. The transcript has 2 exons. Gene Ontology annotation, cellular component: membrane. Gene Ontology annotation, biological process: G protein-coupled receptor signaling pathway. Lineage: Eukaryota; Metazoa; Chordata; Actinopteri; Perciformes; Serranidae. Gene Ontology annotation, molecular function: olfactory receptor activity; G protein-coupled receptor activity. Bases 1 to 972 code for a protein of 323 amino acids. The record is from RefSeq and is a predicted model, not a curated record.